UGUAGAUAUUGAUAAUAAUAUUAAGUAUUUUAACUAUUAAAUACUCUCAUUUUUAGGAAGCAAGCGAAGGAAAACAUAAAUGCUUUGAUAUUUUAUAAACCAAGGCUCUAAAACAUCUAAUAAGUUUAAAACGCGUGAUAAACAGGGUUACCAACAAAGGAUCUCAGACUUUAAUGACAUUCACAAAUGUAUCAAAUAUAUCUAUUAUAACCGGUUAAUUUGGGUUUUAUCCUCUGAAAAUCAUCAUUUAAUGACUGCUAAAUGAAACAUGUUUCCAGCUCCUGCGAACCAAAACUGUAUACAUAAAUUCUGUACAGUCCUCUCUGAAGUAUCAUCCUUUCUGGUAACCCUGUACAUUAUUCCAUGCCUAAAUAAAACAGAAGAAAACUUGAUUGGGAUCAAUUCAUUUUUGUUUUAAAAAAAGAUGGUUCUAGCAGAAAAAAUGUCGUAUUCCUGCAUGGCAAAAAGAUUAUAGGAUUUGAAUCCUUCUAUUUUCAAAACGGAGGGAAAACAGCUGCACGGUUUGCUUAUAGGCUUAGGAAGGAGCUCAGAGGCCAAGGUCUAAGCAGGGUAAUGUUUGAUCUUCAAAGAAAGUAUUUAUUAGAUCAGCAAGUUGAAUUCACUCUUUCAGCAAUCCCUGAUAUUGAACUUCCAGAUGAAGCAUUUAGUGGACCCUUGGCAAAGUUCGGAGAAGUAAUGAUAAAGAAAACAGUUGUUGGUGUUCAAAUAAACCUUAACACCUUUAAGUUUCCAGAACUCCCUGGUUUGGAGAAAAAUCCCUGUGAGGAGCUCACCAAGCCUGAGCUCAAAACUAUCCUGGAGAAUGGAGCUUUUACAAAACUUCAACAGAACAACCUUAUGCUGACAAACUGGAUUCCAGUGCUGGUUGAAACAGAAUCUGAUCUGAAGUUUGUAUUGAGAAAGGAUUUAAUGGCAGUUGUUGAAGGAGAUAAAGAUAAUCCAAACUCUUUAAGUAUUUUAACCAUGCCGUUCCCUUCUCACUGUGGGUUAAGAAACAGUAUUGAUAUCUACAGUCAGACCGACAAGGAAUAA
This is a messenger RNA of Eurytemora carolleeae, 1053 nucleotides long. RefSeq lists its product as uncharacterized. NCBI's taxonomy places the organism in Eukaryota, Metazoa, Arthropoda, Copepoda, Calanoida, Temoridae. The record is from RefSeq and is a predicted model, not a curated record. Bases 574 to 1053 code for a protein of 159 amino acids. The transcript has 8 exons.